This is a messenger RNA of Labeo rohita (rohu), 4914 nucleotides long. It is a transcript of the gene erf, whose product is annotated as Ets2 repressor factor. The record is from RefSeq and is a predicted model, not a curated record. Gene Ontology annotation, molecular function: sequence-specific DNA binding; DNA-binding transcription factor activity, RNA polymerase II-specific. Bases 553 to 2406 code for a protein of 617 amino acids. Gene Ontology annotation, biological process: regulation of transcription by RNA polymerase II; cell differentiation. Lineage: Eukaryota; Metazoa; Chordata; Actinopteri; Cypriniformes; Cyprinidae. The transcript is spliced from 5 exons. Gene Ontology annotation, cellular component: nucleus.
ACACCCCGAUAGAGAAGGAGGAGGAGGGAGGGGGCAGACGGGAGAGAGAGAGAGAGAGAGAGAGAGUUGCACGGAGUGAGUGGAAAAAGAAAAAGUCCGUGGAAAGAGAGGGAGAAAAGUGGAACGGGCAUUUCAACCUUCUCGUUUGUUUUGAUUUUGUCGGCUUCGCCUCGUGUUUCAACGGGAAGGCUCGAAUAUGCAACUUCGCAGCGUGUGUGAAGUAAUCAGGAGUUCAGCGCGGACACGGUCCUCCUCCAUCGGCACGACGCGCUCCGAUAUCUGACCGUGAAAGAGCGAGUCUGUCCGGCCACAAGGCAGCAACAACGAGCGUCCUCCACGCUGAGGAGGAAAAACAAAACGCGAAAACUGCAAACAAACCGGGGGAGGACGAGUGAAGGGGCUGGAUUUGAGGAGGAAAAGUUUACAGAGGAGUUUUGUGUGCGAUCCUGAGCUCAUCGAGAGGAAGAAGUUCAUUUCAUCUCUCUCUCUCUUUCUCACUCACUCUCUUUCACAGUUAGCACGACUGCUAACGAAGCGGCUAUACUCUCCAACAUGAAGACCCCGGGCGAUACGGGGUUUGCCUUCCCAGACUGGGCCUACAAGCCGGAAUCAAGUCCUGGUUCCAGACAGAUCCAGCUCUGGCACUUCAUCCUCGAGCUGCUGCGCAAGGAGGAGUACCAUGAUGUCAUCGCCUGGCAGGGAGACUACGGCGAGUUCGUCAUCAAAGACCCGGACGAAGUGGCACGACUGUGGGGCGCUCGCAAGUGCAAGCCCCAGAUGAAUUACGACAAGCUCAGCCGAGCGCUCAGAUACUACUACAACAAAAGGAUCUUGCAUAAGACCAAAGGGAAAAGAUUCACCUACAAGUUCAACUUCAACAAGCUGGUGCUGGUCAACUAUCCCUUCAUUGACAUGGGCUCUGCAGGUUCUGGUGUUCCACAAAGUGCUCCGCCUGUCCCAUCUGGCGUAAGCACUCAUUUCCGCUUCCCUCCAUCCACGCCGUCGGACGUCCUCUCUCCUAGCGAGGAACUGCGCAGUCCCGGUGUCUUCAGUGCUGUGCCUCGACGCAUAGCUCGUGGCUCUGUCUCCGACUGCAGCGAUGGCACCUCCACCAACUCGGAGCUUGAGGAAACUGGCAUAGCUCCCGGUGACGACCGCCCGGCCGACCGUGCCUUCAGAAACCUGCUCCAUCCACGCUUGUCCCACGACUCCUUGUUCCGUGUCUACGGCGCACCACCCAACCCAGCUGGGCUCUCCAGGAGCGGGCCCCAUGCGCCCCCACACAGGGUCCACCCUGAACCCUUGUCACCAUUCCCAGUGUCCCCUCUCCCAGGCCCUGGAGGCUUGCUGGCUCCUGCUCUUUCUCCAGCUCUCUCCAUGACCCCUACAUCUCACAUGCCCUACACACCUUCUCCAUCCCUGUCACCCAUGCUGGGCUCCCACUUCUCGUUCAAUCCAGAAGACAUGAAGCGCUACCUGCAAGCUCACACUCAGAGUGUCUACAACUAUCAUCUGAGUCCUCGUGCGUUCUUGCACUACCCCAACAUCGUCAUCCCUCAGCCUCAGCGCCCGGACAAGGGACUGGGAGGACCUGCAGGUGUAGGUCCACACCUGCCAAGUCACCCUCUGCACCACCAGGCUGAGGAGCCUCAUCUAUCUCCAUUCAAGUUUAAGUUACAGCCACCACCACUGGGUCGCAAACAGAGAGAAGGACCAAACCCGGCACCAAAUUCUGGAAGCGCUGCUGCUUCCUUUUCUUACAGCGGGGAGCCUGGUUCGGCCUCAAACUCUGCUUCAUCUGGAAUGAUGACCAACAACUUAACCCCAGCUGGUCCACCAAAGAUCAAGGUUGAGCCCAUCUCAGACAUGGAAUCGGAGGAAGAAGUCGAGGUCACCGACAUCAGCGAGGAGGAGCAUGAAGACGAUGAAUGUGAUGUCUUUUCCCCUCCCCACCCCAACGGUGGCCUCGCCCCUCCACCCAACCACGAUCGCAUGACUGAUGAUGAUGAUCUCGAGGAAGACGUCUUCAAGACCCCAGCUGCCCCUACCUCAGGGCUUGGGGUAAACCUUUUAGGUCUUAAAGCAGAACCCCGAGAGCUAAACCUGGGCCAGGGUGCUCCUGUUAGCCCCGGGGGUACACGCUGCAUCCCUCUGAAGCUGCGUUUUAAACGCCGCUGGAGUGAGGACCAGCGAAUGGAGGCGGGAACCGAAGAGGCUGAGGACAAGAAGAGCAGGGCUGAGAGGGAGGAUCUUACCCAGGAGGUGGAGCCUAAACUGGGGGAGGAAAAUGGAGACCGGAAGAGUCCGGAAACUUUGGCUGCGCCCCUGGGGACGGGCCAGAGGAGGGUGAGCUCGGAGCUGCAGCGAGCGACAGCACAGCUGUCUUUAGAAAACAACGUUUGCUGAAGAGGACAUGGUCAAGCACAAAAACUUACCAACACAGAGCUGUCCUCCUUAAGGGCUGAAGGCAACUGUUGCGUUGAAGACCAUCUAUUCAGCAAGUUCAGACGCCCAAACCCUGUACAUGCAGGUUGACUCACUUCAAAAUGUUGCAACACUAAAAAUUAUUAAUACUGACAUUUUUCAAUGCAUUUUAAGUAACCAGGCCCCAAGUUUAGCCAGAGCCCCUUGCUUACCGAACCCAUUCCUUUUUGUUUGUUGUGUCAGACUAACAUCAUCCCAAUGGUCUCAUUGAAUUCGUGGACACUUGGACACUGUUUUGUUUUCCCCAAGCUCUCCGUUAGGAUUUAGGGAUCAACCCAAUACAUUUUUUUAAAAAAUCAAGAGAUUACAGAAGUGCCUAAAGUAGACGUUGAUGCACCCCUGUAAAAUAUGGGUAAUGAUGGUGAUAAUUAGUCCUUUUUUUGUCUUGUCAUUCAUGCCCAUGCAAUUUAGGCUCACAUGGUCACAGGCAAGUGGCAAGUUUCGCUUAAACAGACACUCUUGGGUGAAGUGAAAAUGCAGGAAGGAUGCUGGCCGACAACUCCAACUCAGUCAUAGUUCUCAGACUCUGCGAUUACAGACGCUUUCUUUUAUUUUUGCCUGACUCUUUGCAGAACCAGCUUGCCUUUCGCUCUCAAACCAGGACCUUCAUGUCACUGCCUUCAGAGCCAUUAACGCUAGCGCGCUACCAGCCUUCACUGCCGGCUCCGGACAUCAACUUUCCCAGCUGUUUAUCAAGCACAGCCGGCGAACGGGACCACUUGAUAACUUAUCUUAACGCAUGUAUAUACAUUGGGGGAUUCAUUUUUUUAUUUGUUAGUCCAUGUUCAUGACCACCAGCUGGAUGACAAAUUAUAGAUCACAUGAUUAUUCCUUCACCAAUUUAUUUAUUUAUUUUUUUAUAAUGCAGUUUUAACCCUGAGGGAACGUAAUAGACAACGUAUCAGAAAUGGUUUUAGCUUCGUAAUCAAUUCUAAAACCACUUAAACAAUCCUGUACACCCUGCUGUUUUGUAAAGAACACGAAUCAUCACAAUUUGUUGGCGGUAAAUCUCAGGCAUAGCUCCCGACAUCCCUUUCCUCUAUCCGACAGGUGAAUAUAAAGCCUUCAAAUGAACAAACAUUUGUGCCUUUUUACACAAGACUGACCGCCCAGUGCUUUUCAACGGGUUGCUUUAUCGACACGUACAGGAGAGGCCUUAGAAACAUGACCUCAAACACUGCUUUUAUGCCUUAUUUAGUUUUGUACCUACCUUAAAAGAAACUAUCCUAAAUAAGAUUUGCAUUUAGAGUCCAUAUAUUCUCACUUUAUUGCACGAUAGUCGUAUAUAUUUGAUAAAAGAACAAACGCUGGUUUUGAUACAAAUUAUAUUUCAGAAGGUAAAUCUAUAUGGUUUAGUUCCAGGGCUCUUACAGUGACAGAAAAGUGUUGUUAUAGACAAAGCUAAACAUAACUGACCAAUCGUCGAGAACCCUGAAUGGCACAGCUGUCCUUGGCCUUAUAAGGCCCCUACGUAUAGUUUUAACUUGACCCGUCGCAUUUGCGUUCUCCAUCUUAGUCUCUCUGCAGUGUUUUAGUUGCAGGAGGCUGCUCUUUACCUACGCUGAUCGAGAUUGAACAGGUAACACAUCCUUAAUUUGUAGCAAAAUGCAGGGACUUGGUAGUUGAUGACGUCUCAAGAAAGGGACCUCACUUUAAACUGACAACUAGAAAGCGGACAUUCAGCCUCUUCGCCCUCACCUAAGGAGGAAGUAUAGGACCUGACACACUUAACACUCUUUCCUUUUUCCUCUUUUUACUUUUUUUGGACUUUGUUUGGCGGCCUUACACCGGUUCAGUAUCUGUAUUUCAACUGACAGCUGCCUUAUUUGUUAGAAAAUACUUUUUUUGUUUCGUUUUGUUUUCUCUCGCUCUCUAUUCAGUAUAAACAGUGCUGUUUUAUUAUACCUUUUUUUGUUUAUAUUACCAUUUAUCAUUUUUAAUGUUGAUAUUAUUGCUGGUAUUUCGUUUGUACCCCUUUUCCUGAAUUUUAACCCUCAAGAUGAACAUUUUAAUAAAGCGUAUUCCUCUACCCUCUUGAUACCAUGAUAUAAAAGUGCUCUGGCUUUGUAUUAUUGCUGGUUUUUAGUUGUAAUUAAGAAAACCAGGUGAAGAGGGAGGGUGACAUUAUGCUAUCACAUUAUUUUUAUUUUAAUGCCUUUUUUUUUGGUUGUGUACAUAUAUAAAUAUAUAUUUUCCAUUUUGAGGGGAUGAUGUAAGAAAAAGACAUUUCUUUAUUGUGUUCAAGGUCUUUCUCCUUUUGCUUCUUUCUUAAAGCUUUCCAUCCGUCUCUCUACGGUUAUGUAAUACUUUGUAAAGAGAGACGAAACUUGACGUUACAAGGAACCAUGCAUACUUUAGUUUCUCAUGUGGUUUCUUUUGCUCUUGUAAUUAAAACUGUAAUCAGGGUUCAUUAAAACAGGUAAAAACGGA